AUGUGCUACUACGGCAACUGCUAUGGUGGCUUAGGCUAUGGCUAUGGUGGCCUAGGCUGUGGCUAUGGCUAUGGAGGCUAUGGCGGCUAUGGCUAUGGUGGCCUAGGCUGUGGCUAUGGCUAUGGUGGCUAUGGUGGCUAUGGUGGCUAUGGCUAUGGCUGUUGCCGCCCCUUGUGCUGUAGAAGAUACUGGAACUGUGGUUUCUACUGA
Octodon degus (degu) is the source of this 210-nucleotide messenger RNA. RefSeq names its product keratin-associated protein 20-2-like. The transcript has a single exon. The record is from RefSeq and is a predicted model, not a curated record. NCBI's taxonomy places the organism in Eukaryota, Metazoa, Chordata, Mammalia, Rodentia, Octodontidae. The coding region runs from base 1 to 210 and encodes 69 amino acids.